This is a messenger RNA of Sardina pilchardus (European sardine), 1682 nucleotides long. Its product is annotated as lysophosphatidylcholine acyltransferase 1. Lineage: Eukaryota; Metazoa; Chordata; Actinopteri; Clupeiformes; Clupeidae. The transcript has 14 exons. Bases 135 to 1682 code for a protein of 515 amino acids. Gene Ontology annotation, cellular component: endoplasmic reticulum. Gene Ontology annotation, molecular function: calcium ion binding; lysophosphatidic acid acyltransferase activity; 1-acylglycerophosphocholine O-acyltransferase activity. The record is from RefSeq and is a predicted model, not a curated record.
CCUGAAGGAAGGAAGAUAACGUGUAACCUGGACUCGGCGGGAGGAUACGAAAUUCCCGGGGGAAAAAAGAGCGUUUGGAUAAAGUCGCUUGGGACUGUUUCCAGCUAAAAUCCGUCCCAUUGGGUUUGGUAGGGAUGAGAUUGCCGAACUGCAGACGAUGCUCAGAAGGGGAUGGGAAGGGUCCCCCCUUCAGAAACCCAUUUGUGCAUGACUUGAAAUUCACAACGCUCCAGAAGGCCCAGAUUGCUGUGAUGACGGUGACGCUGUUUCCCUUGCGGCUUAUGAUGGCCGCCUUCAUGAUGCUGCUGGCAUGGCCGUUUGCCUUCCUGGCCACUAUGGGGCGCUCAGACACUGCCAUCGAACCCCAAACCCUCUGGAGAAAGUUCGUGGACGUGAUGCUGAAGACCAUCAUGCGGGCCAUGUGGUUUUCCGGAGGCUUCCACUGGAUGACGGUGAAGGGACGGCGGGCUCCGCCCAGCGAAGCGCCCAUCCUCACGCUGGCACCACACUCCUCCUACUUUGAUGCCAUUCCUGUUACCAUGACGAUGGCCUCCAUCGUCAUGAAGGCUGAGAGCAAGGACAUCCCACUUUGGGGAACGUUGAUAAAGUACAUUCGGCCAGUGUUUGUGUCACGCUCCGAUCCGGACUCUCGCCGGAAGACGGUGGAGGAGAUCAAAAGGCGAGCCCUGUCUGAAGGGGAGUGGCCACGGACCAUGAUCUUUCCUGAGGGAACGUGUACCAACAGGUCCUGUUUGAUCACUUUUAAGCCAGGAGCGUUCAUCCCCGCAGUGCCUGUCCAGCCAGUGGUGAUCCGCUACCCCAACACACUGGACUCCAUAACUUGGACAUGGCAGGGACCAGGAGCGUUUAAGAUCCUUUGGCUCACACUCUGCCAGCUACACAACAGAUUUGAAAUUGAGUACCUGCCCACAUAUACCCCAUCAGAGGAGGAGAAGAGGAACCCGGCGCUGUUUGCUCAGAACGUGCGGAGGAUCAUGGCCAAAGCUUUGGAUGUGCCCAUCACAGACUACUCGUUCGAGGACUGCAAGCUGGCGAUGGCUGAAGGGCAGCUCCGCCUCCCCUCCGACACCUGCCUGCUGGAGUUCGCCCGACUGGUCAGAAAACUGGGCCUUCAGCUGGACAAGACUGGCCGCAAACUGGAGGAUUAUGGGAGGCGCGCCCGCGAUCUCUGGGCAGAGAGGAAGCGUGUGGCACUGGGAGAGUUCGCCCGCUUCCUGGAGGUGCCGGAGUCCGACCUGAUAAGGGACAUGUUCGCUCUCUUUGAUGAGCAUGAAGACCACACAAUAGACAUCAGAGAGUUUGUCAUUGCCUUGUCAGUGGUAUGUCAGCCAACUAAAACUCUGGCAACAAUGAAAUUGGCCUUUAAGAUGUAUGUUGAUGAAGUAGACAGCUCCAUCACUGAGCAGGAGCUGGCCUGUAUCCUGCAGACGGCCCUGGGCGUGGCUGACCUCACGGUGACCUCGCUGUUCCAAGCUGUCGACACACACGGCAAAGGAAAAAUCACAUUUGAAUCAUUCCAGAGCUUUGCGGAGUUGCACCCGGACUUUGCCAAGGAGUUCCUGUUCGGCGAGAAACGGGUCUUCCGCAGCCCCAGCCAGACCCCCACCACCAACGGCUUCUGCACGGACUUCAGCCCCCCCGACCACAAGAAACUGGACUGA